CUGCAGUCUGACUCAAAGUACGCGCAAUGGGUGAGAGUGACUGGAGCGCGCAGCACCGGCGAGUGCACGUUAAAUCUCAGUUUGUGCUUGUGGUGGUGCGCGCCACGACAUCAGUAACGUCUGUUGUGCAGAAUGAGCAGGUGGCAUUAAAGCGGCCUGGCCUUCUGCCUGGGAGCGGGCCACGAUGAGCGGGAAGAGCUUGCUGUUGAAGGUGAUUCUAUUGGGAGACGGCGGGGUGGGGAAGAGUUCCCUGAUGAAUCGGUAUGUGACGGACCGCUUCGACUCGCAGUCUUUCCACACCAUAGGCGUAGAGUUCCUCAACCGCGACCUGGAAGUGGACGGCCGCCUGGUCACCCUGCAGAUCUGGGACACGGCUGGGCAGGAGCGCUUCAAGAGCCUGCGCACGCCCUUCUACAGGGGCGCUGACUGCUGCCUGCUCACAUUCGCUGUGGAUGACCUACAGAGCUUCCACAACCUAGGCUGCUGGAAGAAGGAGUUCAUGUACUACUCGGACGUGCGGGACCCAGAGCGCUUCCCCUUCGUGGUGCUCGGCAACAAGGUGGACAAAGCGUCGGAGCGGGAGGUGGGCGAGGAGGAGGCGCGGGCCUGGUGCCAGGAGAACGGGGGCUGCCCGUACUUUGAGACCAGCGCAAAGGAUGACACCAACGUGGGCGCGGCUUUCGAGGCCGCCGUGCGCGAGGUGCUGGCGGGAGAGGACCAGAUAGACCACGCACUCCUGAGUAGUGCCAUCGAUCUCCACGGCAACCGCAAGGCUCCCCGCUCCUCCUGCUGCUGAGCCCCAUACGCCCCAACACACCUACAGUAUAACCCCUGCCCAGCCCUGCCCCUCCCUUCUGCUCCCAUUCCCACCCCUGCUACUUGCCACCAUUUUCCCUGCAGGUUUAUGGAGUCCCAGUGUCAUGUGGCAGUAGUACAGGUACAAGCCCUGCUUCAGGAGCUUACUCUGAGAGCCUUGAGGGAUUUUGUAAUGGGUACAGUAUUAUACCCCCUGCUUUUUCCCCCCUUGUGGUCCCACAUGCCUUCCUACUCUUCCUCCUUCUUUCAUGCUGAGCUCUUUGCCUGUGGGGUGGGGGCUAAUUAAGGCAGUGCUAAGCUAACCUCCAGUCUGAGGGCCGGUACAGUCUCAUCUAUAACUGCCUUCCUGCACCUUGGCCUUCUCAAGAGCACACGCAGACUGCCCGUGGCACAAUAGAUGACUCAUACUUAGCCCUGGAAAUAAAGGCUUCAGUUUCACAAGGGCUCAGAUGAAAGCAUCUGCCUGCCAAAAUGCCUACUUUGUGGCAUAGGGGAGGGUUUGUCCAGAGGGGAAUAACUGCAGAAAUAAAUAACAGGUCUGGGGUUUGAUUUCCGGUAUGGUUCCGAAGCAACACUGUGCUUUGACCCCCGCAGCAAAAAACUAAGCCGUCGUCUGCGGGUGAAUGUGAAUGCCCUGUCUUUUGACAUCAUGCUUGAUCUUUGAUUUUUGCUUGGCUCUUCUCAUUUCUUUCUUAUAUCGUCAGAACAGACUGGCGAUAAUGAACUGUUAGGGUACGUGUAUUGCCGUGCAAGAGUAAUUGCAGUAAUCUUGCAGAAGAAAAGGGAACUUAAUUUUAUUUGUUUUUGUGAUUUAUAAAUCAGCUCUUUUUCCUGUUACAUUUCUAUUUAUAAGUUUAUUUAAUAGUGGGUACGAAGUGGUACUAGGCCUUUUACCUUUUUCUUGACAUUUGGAGCACUUGUUACAUCUGUUGUCUGACUUUUUAAUUUUGUUUCUAGAUUUUGUAGAUUGUGUAAGUGCCCUCCUGUACCUACAUGGCUGUGUGUGUGUGUGUGUGUGUGUCAGUCAGUCAGUCUGUGAUGCCGGGGGUUGCACUUUAGUUUGCAGACAUUCCAGUUGCAUCACUGACCGUCGUGCUUUCCCUGUGGCAAAUAUUUGUCCCCUUUUGUUACUCUGACCCUGAAUGCCCAUUUCCGCCCCUUACCUUGGCCAUUUUGAUUUGCCAUGGCUUUCCUGUGCAUGCCAAAUUACAGAACCUUCACUGGACAGAUAUAUUGUCUUUGGCAUCCAGCUGAUGCAGCGAAAUGUAGCACGCAGUCAUAAAUGACCUUCGGAGACAUUUUAAUACUAUUCUAGUCCAUUAACCACCUAGGCCUGUCAGCUUGGCGAAUACCAUACUGCACAUAUUUAUCAAACUCAUACUUAACACUUGCGAGAAAAAAACGAUAACAUACAAUUUUGUAAUAGCUGUCCAGCAAUCCGUUUUUAUCACAGCCGAUCUUGUGAAAAUUGUGAGCAUGUGUUUUGUUUAUCCGCCCUGUGCUAUGGAAUUGGAGAGUGUUACUGGCAACGAUGGACAUUUUUCAGUGUUAAUACAAUAGCACAGAUUUUUUAAAGAACCAACCCUCUUCUCAUUACCUCUCUGGCAAACUACAUUAGAAAUUGCACACUUUGGUACUUUUCAAUGACCGUGUUAGCGGACAGCUGUUCUAAUCAAAGGUACAUGUAUUGUUUUUGUUGCUGUGGCAUUUGUUGCUGCUAACGCUAAUGCUUUGGCACUACAGUCUGUAUUUACUACUUAUGUUUUUAGGAUAAUUGUUUUUUAGGUGAACUGUUGUUUCUGGGGAAUGUUCUUGUAGAAGCUACAAAUUCACAUUAACCAGAUUUGUUAUAACUUUGGCCUUGCACUAGUGCUUGCAUGCAAGUUUUACCAAAAUUAUCAGCCUCUUUCUGGCUUUUUAAUUUAACAGUAACAGGUUACCAAAACCGUAAUCUGAUUUAAAAUUCAUAACUUGGACAAAUGGGUGCAAGUUACUGGAGUGAGGUAGACUGUGAAGAUGAGAAUGAGGUACCUAUGUUUCCUUUGCUGAUAUCACAGUGCGUACAGAGCUAUUAGUCGGUACAAUACCUGACUGGUUCAUUGGUGGGGGUGGGGGGGUGUUAUCCUAUUUACUGAGUUACCAAUGGUACAUUCCACUGUAUGGUACAUCAACAUUUGACAUGUCAGAGAGGCAUUGAUCUACUGUUACAAUGUCCACAGGGCUUUCUGUUACACAGAGUACUUAAUGUUCAAUUAGGACAUAUGCUGAAAUGUCAAGCGGGGUCACUCCUGCCUGUUAUUUUAUAUUUCAGAACAUUUUUAAAAAUAAGCUAAUUUGUGGUCAGAUUGCUCUUGGCUGCCCAUCAUCUGCUCCUGUUGUAAAUGCCUAUCAGUAAACAAAGGUCUGAACAUUUAGAACAUCUGUAGAUUUAUCCCCACACAGUACUGUGUAGGAAACAUGCAAAGAGAUACAUAUGGACUAUUAACACAAGUAUUGCAGCUGAACUUGGGGACCUUGGGAUUGUAAGAUAGAUCAGUCCAGUCCCAGUUUGAACUUUUGUCCUUAAAUUUAGAUAACCGAUUUAAGCAGUGUUAUCUUUUAAAAAGCAUUAUCUGAUAAUUUUUAAGUGGUUUCAAGUGCUUCCUGACUGCAUCAUGUACUGGAAGUAAUAAAAAGUAACCUUCGCCUUUUACUCAAAAUUGAGGGCAAUCCACAAAGCUGGAGAAUUGAAUCAGUCCUUGAGUUCUCUAUGAUGGUAUUUGAGAGCACAAGUUAUUUCAACAGUAUCACUCACCACAAAGGUGUUAUAUAAAAUUAAAUAAAAAACAUUCUUGUUAACAAAGUAUAAGGAUAUGGCAGAACUUUUUUGGCUGUUCUGUUAUGGUUUCCCUUCAUGCCAGAUGUAUCGAUCAUAUGAGGUUAACUUGCCUUCACAGGCACGGUUGUGUUAAAAGGGUGCCUGGUCCAUUUAAUUUGGUUAGUUAGCCGAUAUUUAUAACAUGGGUGAGAGGGUUCAGCUAAUUGUAGUUCUGUUUUGUUUUUGAGCCGAAUGGGAUGGUUAUAAAUGCCUGUGGUCCUUCAGAUUUAAGAAGGAUAUGACAGCCUGUGAUUAUUACAAUUACACUAUGGAGAUGAAGACUGUUUACAAACCUAAUGCUGUCUAAUAUUAAAUACCAACAUUAAUAAAAAAAGUUCUAAAAAUA
Molecule: messenger RNA, 4019 nt
Organism: Anguilla rostrata (American eel)
Lineage: Eukaryota; Metazoa; Chordata; Actinopteri; Anguilliformes; Anguillidae
Gene: rab9b
Product: RAB9B, member RAS oncogene family
Exons: 2
Coding region: 185-796 (203 amino acids)
Biological process (GO): Rab protein signal transduction; retrograde transport, endosome to Golgi
Cellular component (GO): late endosome; phagocytic vesicle; lysosome
Molecular function (GO): GTPase activity; GTP binding
Source: RefSeq, a predicted model, not a curated record